CUGUGACAGAGAAUUGACGAUGUUGUGGCGGUCAGUUGACAGUAAAAUGACACGAAAUGUUCGGCGGGUCGUCACUGAAGUAGCAGUUAAAAUGCUGAAAAAGAAGCACAGUGACAUAGAUAUGGUAAAUUUAGUCAAAGAAAUGGAACUAAUGAAACUCAUCGGCAGACAUGACAAUGUACUUGGUCUACUCGGAUGCUGUACACAAGAUGGACCUUUGCUCAUCAUCACCGAAUACGCCACGCAUGGUAAUUUACUCUAUUUCCUACGAAACCACAACCGCCACUUUUCCAAAGCUCAGAAAACGACAUCGUUCAAUUUGUCCGAAAAAGUUCUAAUAACGUUUGCUCAACAAGUGGCAAAAGGCAUGGAAUACUUGGCUUCUAUGAAAUGCAUCCACCGAGACCUCGCGGCUCGAAAUGUUUUGGUAUUUGAUAAUUACAUCGUGAAAAUAGCUGAUUUUGGAUUAGCCAGAGAUAUUCGACACGAUUACUACUAUAGACAAAAAACCAAAGGCAAACUUCCAGUGAAAUGGAUGGCACCAGAAACCUUGAUACAAAAGCGUUAUACCACUCAAUCUGACGUGUGGUCAUUCGGGGUACUGCUUUGGGAAAUUAUGAGUUUUGGCUCCGUACCUUACAUGGCAUACGAUGACGCAGAAAAAUUGCUGGAAGACAUUCAGUCGGGGUAUCGUAUGAAAAAACCUGAUGGUUGUUCGAUAAUGAUGUACUCUCUAAUGUGUAAAUGCUGGAAUUAUCAGCCCGAUGAUCGACCAAAAUUCUCAGAAAUUAUUGGAGAUUUGAAUGAAAUAUUGGGAGAUGACGCAAUAAUCGAAUGCCCUGAUUCUGACUGCUCCGAUUCUGAUUCUCCGAACUCUACUACAUCACGCCACAUGACGCAGAAUGAGACCAAUGGUCUCUUGGAGGACAAUUGCUGA
This is a messenger RNA of Planococcus citri (citrus mealybug), 937 nucleotides long. Its product is annotated as fibroblast growth factor receptor homolog 1-like. Gene Ontology annotation, cellular component: plasma membrane; signaling receptor complex. The record is from RefSeq and is a predicted model, not a curated record. Gene Ontology annotation, biological process: cell surface receptor protein tyrosine kinase signaling pathway; positive regulation of kinase activity; protein phosphorylation. Gene Ontology annotation, molecular function: ATP binding; transmembrane receptor protein tyrosine kinase activity. NCBI's taxonomy places the organism in Eukaryota, Metazoa, Arthropoda, Insecta, Hemiptera, Pseudococcidae. Bases 20 to 937 code for a protein of 305 amino acids. The transcript is spliced from 6 exons.